Molecule: messenger RNA, 742 nt
Organism: Liolophura sinensis
Lineage: Eukaryota; Metazoa; Mollusca; Polyplacophora; Chitonida; Chitonidae
Product: RNA guanine-N7 methyltransferase activating subunit-like
Exons: 3
Coding region: 136-591 (151 amino acids)
Biological process (GO): RNA 5'-cap (guanine-N7)-methylation
Cellular component (GO): mRNA capping enzyme complex
Molecular function (GO): RNA binding
Source: RefSeq, a predicted model, not a curated record
CAAGAUGGCAGAACAAUUUAGCGGUUGCUAGUUAUGCCUUUGUCUUUUCAACAUUCUUUGUCUGUGACAACUGAUGAGAAAGCCGUGAAAAGUGUCCCAAAUUUGUGUUAAUACUCUAAGCUUCCAGAGUUCAAAAUGGCAGACAUUUCAUCAUCAGAGAAUACAAAGAACAUUACUGUGGCAAAAACACCGUCUUCUUUGAUGAUUGAUGAGGAAACUGCCAAGAAAGAUGUUGAAGAUUUUGAGGAAAUGUUCCAGGAUCGCUUCACGGAUAAUGAUGAGGAUUUUGUGGCUACCACCUCCUCCCCAAUACCUCCCCCUCCAUGUGUGCUAAACUUCUUCACGCGCCAGAAAAGGAAUUAUUAUGACAGAUCUCGACAGGGCCAUAGAGGCAGAGGCAGAGGUGGUGACCGUGGUGAUAACAGGGGUCAUGGAGAUUAUCGGGGUUACAGAGACAGGGGAUUUAGAAACCAUCCCUAUGGCGAUCGUCGUUAUGACAACAGAAAUGAACAAGGGUCAAGGUAUCACCCUUAUCAAGACAGACACAGACACUACCAUGACAACAGGAAUCGUCAUGGAGAUCGUUACUGAGUUUUGUCUCUAGUCAUCAAACCUGCCCAGAAAACAGACUUCCUCAUGUAGUGGAAAGGUUUUUCUCUAAAAUGUGUUUUGUCUUUUCAUGUACCAAGUUAUUUUACUGAAGAAAUUAUAAAAUAUAAAGAAAUGAAUGAGGUUAUGUUUU